Dichomitus squalens LYAD-421 SS1 is the source of this 1389-nucleotide messenger RNA. RefSeq names its product iron uptake cluster protein. The coding region runs from base 1 to 1389 and encodes 462 amino acids. Gene Ontology annotation, cellular component: cytoplasm. Gene Ontology annotation, molecular function: electron-transferring-flavoprotein dehydrogenase activity; flavin adenine dinucleotide binding. NCBI's taxonomy places the organism in Eukaryota, Fungi, Basidiomycota, Agaricomycetes, Polyporales, Polyporaceae. The transcript has 6 exons. The record is from RefSeq and is a predicted model, not a curated record.
AUGUCCUCCUCCCCCUCCAGGACCGUCGCCAUCAUCGGUGCCAGCUACGGCGGCGCACGCGUAGCCCACCUCCUCGCCCAAGGCCUCCCGGAACGAUGGCGGGUCGUCCUUAUCGACAGGAACAGCCACAUGAACCACCUCUACGUCCUCCCCCGGUACUCAGUCCUCCCCGGCCACGAGCACAAGGCCUUCAUCCCGUACAAGAACGUUUUCCUGCCCCCGCCCGCCUUCGACGCUCCUUCCACCUCAUCCCCUCCGUCCCCUAUCGGCAGCUCUCCCCACGUCUUCCUCCACGCCGCCGUCACCUCGCUCUCCGAACACUCGCUCGUCCUCGACAGGGCAUUUCCCGAACACGGCGUCGCGGAAUCGGACCGUACCCUCCACUUUGACUUCCUCGUCUACGCACUCGGCAGCCACCUUCCCGCCCCUAUCAAUCUCUGGGGCCCCGUCGCGGACGAGGACGUCGAGAAGGCGGACGUGCUCGACGUCUCGCGCGGCACGAAGGAAGGCGGCGUCGUAUGGCUGAAGAGGUUCCAGAAGCGCGUAGAGCGCGCCUCGAGCGUCCUCGUCGUCGGAGGCGGCGCCCUCGGUAUCCAGUUCGCAUCUGACAUCGCGGAGAUACACCCGGCGACCCGCGUGACCCUCUUGCACUCGCGGGCCCGCCUGCUGCCGCGCUUCGACGAGGGCAUGCACACCGAGAUCCUCUCGACGCUCGCGACGCUCAACGUCUGCACCAUCCUCGGCGACCGCCUCGACCUCUCCUCGCUCCAGCAGAAGCGCACGCAGGACGGCGAGCGCGUCGUGCGCACCCAGAGCGGCCGUGAAAUCCGCGCCGAGCUCGUCCUCCUGUGCACGGGACAGACGCCGAACACGGCCCUGCUGCGCGAGGCGUUCCCGGAGUCCGUGAUCCCCGACGGACCGGACAGGGGCAUGGCGCGCGUGCGGCGCACGCUCCAGCUCGCGAAGCCGGCGCCCAUCGACGCGCUGCCCGAGAUAGAGGAGGACCCGGCGACGCGCGUCGCCGCGGAGCACGUCUUCGCGAUCGGGGACGCGGCGGACGCGUUCGGCGCGGUGAACGCGGGCCACAACGCGUUCUUCCAGGGCGAGGUCGCCGCGCGGAACGUCCUCCGGCUCGUGCGGCGCAGGGAGGGCCUCGCGGCGGCGUCGGAGGACCGGACGCUCGAGAGGUACGCGCCGGGCCCGCCCGCGAUCAAGGUCUCGCUCGGUCUGAACAAGAGCGUGUACCAGUUCCAGGGCGUGAUCGGCACGAAGGAGCAGGAGCCGCCGGACCUCGACGUGCACCUCAUCUGGCGGUACUAUGGGUACCACGUCUCGCGCGAGGACCUCGAGGCCGACUUCGAGGCGUCUGCACCCGCGGACGCUAAGUAG